GCAGCGAACAUGUCGAAAGGAUUGGGAAUGUCCGCCAUACUAGUGCUCUGCCUGGCUCUGGCUCUGGUCCAGGCAGCUGUUAUACGUCCUGAGCUCGAGCCCGAGCCCGAGCCCGAGCAGGAGACCACCACCAGAUUGAGCUUGGAGGCAGAUGUGACCACCGAAGAAGCCACUACGUUGGCCAGUCCCGCUUUGAGUCGCGAUGAGGAGGCAAGCAUACUGAUUGACCCGGCCCCAGGAACCCUUCAGGAGGAUGUUGCACCCCAACAGAGGUCUGGGAAGCUCCUCCUGCUGAGCACCCCAUCCAAGCGAACCGUGGAGAUUGAACGUCAGCUGGAGGAGCAGGACGAGGGAGAAGAUAGCAAGGCAGACGCUGUAGAGAGUGAGGCAGCCACCGCCACCACGCCACACCCCACCGCAGAUGAACAGACCACAGACAGCCAGGACAGUCCCACCACCGAGCGCAGCGAGUCGGAGGAAACCACAACUCCGGCCACAACAAAACUGUUUGCCAUCGAGGGCACAUUCGCUGGCGGGGACGCACCCCAGCCGAAUGUGGCCGUAUCCCUGGCUCAGGACUCUGUGAACUCCACAGUUUCGAUUGCCGAACAGCCGCAGGUGCCCGGCGACAACAAUGCGGCCGUAGAGCUGGCCCUCGUAGAACCGGAGGCCGAGUACGUGCUGGUUGAGGGCGGCCACCAAGACGAGCUGGACCUUCAGCUGGGGAGCUUCACGCACAUCGAUAGCGAUGUGCACUUGCAGCCAGUGGUCCACUCGGUGGAAAUCGUCCCCACCAGCUUCGAUGAUCCUUUGAUUGUCAAUUACGUGCACAAUUUGCGAUGACUCCGAAUGAGAGAUGGGGCUGGGGAUGGAGAUGGAAUCAAAUAGCAAGCUCCGGUUGUCUCUUUGAUGAUGUUAAAGUUGAUGUUUGUUCAUAGUUGAGGUUUUAAUGGUUUAUCGAACAUAUAUUCUCAGUA
Drosophila miranda is the source of this 977-nucleotide messenger RNA. RefSeq names its product ubiquitin carboxyl-terminal hydrolase puf. The coding region runs from base 10 to 843 and encodes 277 amino acids. Lineage: Eukaryota; Metazoa; Arthropoda; Insecta; Diptera; Drosophilidae. The transcript has a single exon. The record is from RefSeq and is a predicted model, not a curated record.